Pestalotiopsis fici W106-1 is the source of this 2133-nucleotide messenger RNA. RefSeq lists its product as uncharacterized. The record is from RefSeq and is a predicted model, not a curated record. NCBI's taxonomy places the organism in Eukaryota, Fungi, Ascomycota, Sordariomycetes, Amphisphaeriales, Sporocadaceae. Gene Ontology annotation, biological process: positive regulation of transcription by RNA polymerase II. The transcript has 3 exons. Gene Ontology annotation, molecular function: transcription cis-regulatory region binding; DNA-binding transcription factor activity, RNA polymerase II-specific; zinc ion binding. Gene Ontology annotation, cellular component: nucleus. Bases 1 to 2133 code for a protein of 710 amino acids.
AUGGCAUCAUCUCAAACCAGUGCCGCCGAACGUACUCGGAGCUUCACCGGAUGUCGGACGUGCCGCAACAGACACGCAAAGUGUGAUGAGGGUCAACCAAAGUGUGGUAACUGCCAGCGACUUGGCCUCGAGUGCGAGGGAUACGUUCCGAAACUUUGCUGGUUGAAUGAUGAUCCAGUUAACAAAGAUGAGCACCGGGCCGCCCACCGUGGCUCACUGUAUAGGUUCCCACUCUCUUCCGAAUCAGAACGACGGCUCAUGACCGCCAAGCUCGUAGAGAGUGUAGGCAAACAAAAUUCUACCAAACUCCUCGCAGAUCUCGACGAAGCUUGUGAAAAAGCCGUUUCUCAUAAUGGGAAAUGCAGCGUCAACCUUUUCAAGGGCCCGUUUGGCGUCUUUCCGGCAGUGGAGUCAAAGCCGGCGUCGUCACCGUCCACGGCUACACAAACUCAUCCCGCAGACCAGCCAUCGGAGGCUCCGGGCCCCGUCUUUGAUUUCGAUGAAGACGACGCCUUAGUUGAGAAUAUCCACCGAGAUGUUGAUAUUGGUCUGAUCGACCCGUUUGAUCAUGACAUGCUCUUCAAUUCUACCGACAGGAACUUUAAUUUUGAUCUGCUCGACCCGGCACUGCUGGACGUAUCUCCAUCCGUCAAGCUACCAGACGGUCAUCUCUCUGCAUUGGUCGAAUCUGAUAUUCUACCGCAGGAAUCCAUGGACUUGACAUUCAGUCCCCGGCCUCUGACCCAGCUGGGGUCACCUCCUCCACCAUCGUUGUUUAUAAGUCCAGGAUACAGCAAUGCCAACGGCGUUGCUAUACCAGAACAUGCUCAGCCUUUGCUAUGCUAUUAUAAACAAUGCAUAGAUCAUACUGGUAAAGCGUUCAAACCGAGGCGUCGAUCGCCAGGGGAACUACUUUUCCUGCCUUGCGCCCUCGAGACAUUUGCAGAAUUGUCAUUAUGGAACACCACCUCGAGCGCCCGCUCGGCUCUUUUGUAUGCCGUGCUUGCCAAUAGUGCGUUUCAAGCAGAUCGCGCCGCGCUUUGCCAAACCAAAUGGCGUGAUAUCGCCGUUAGACAUCAAGCGCAGGCGGGUAGGCAUCUGCGUGAUGCCUUGCUCCGAGAGACAACUGGCCCUAGCCAGGUCGCGUACAAGGAUCUUUUGAUGGCGAUUCUUGCCGUCGCCAUGAUCUCAUUAUUCAAUGGAGCCCAUACGUUCCGCUCGUAUCUCCUCGACGCCGAAAAGCUGAUUCGACUUCGAGGAUUGAUAGAGCAAAAGUCUACGCCGAUACGGUUGCUUCACCACAUGUAUACACAUUUGCGGAUAAUUACAGAAAGCUUCUCCACGGAAUUUGCCAUCGACUUUGGCCAUGAUGAUAACGACAGCAACAAGACCGCCGUCUCUCAAGCCAGGGCAUUUCGCACGGCAGAGAAUGCUCUCAACAUUGGCCUCGACCCGGCUUUUGUAAAGACGGGCGAUGACGGUUACAAUGAUAUCCACUUGGACGUGCAGGGCCGAUGGAGCAAGACCAUGUAUCCGUCCAUUUACAAUAUCCCCGAGUCACUCAUGACUAUGCUGUCACAGACGAUAUCCUUUGCCAAUGAAAAGGCUCGACUGGAAACCAUUGCAGCCACUAACCCAGCCGUCUCUGCAUCGCUUACAGAUCACGCCAAGACACUGGAGGGCGUCAUUUGGUCCUGGGAGUUGCCAGAGAUACAAGCUGGAUCACUGUCCCGCGCAUCAAUUGGGCUAGACGACGAAGACAAUAACGCGCACCUUGAGAGCCAGCACUCGCGGUCCAUGAUCUUGGCCAUUCACCAAGCCCUGCUCAUCUACUUUUACCGGCGUGUCUACAAUAUGAACGCCAUGCUUCUACAAGACCGCGUACGUCAGACCCUCGACUAUCUGGAGCCGUGUCUGACCCUGGAGUGGUGGAUCGAGGAUCAGGACUUUGCCACGAGUCUGGCCUGGUCCGUCUUUAUCGCCGCGUGCGAAGCCGUCUUGCCCGUUCUCCGGCAGCGCGCGCUCGAUAUCCUCACGACGAUUGAUAACCGGGGCAUCUUCUUUACUUCGGCUCCGCCCACGGAGGUGGUUACGGCAAUAUGGCAGCGGCGGGAAGUUUUGAAAGCUACAUGA